Eucalyptus grandis is the source of this 1472-nucleotide messenger RNA. Its product is annotated as E3 ubiquitin-protein ligase PUB24-like. Lineage: Eukaryota; Viridiplantae; Streptophyta; Magnoliopsida; Myrtales; Myrtaceae. The record is from RefSeq and is a predicted model, not a curated record. Gene Ontology annotation, molecular function: ubiquitin protein ligase activity. Gene Ontology annotation, biological process: protein ubiquitination.
GAGUUUGCUUCUCGUGAUAUCACUUACAGACACCAAAGUUAAAUUGCUGAGGUCCGAUUAUGGACGAUGUUGUUGAUGUCCCCGAGUACUUCAAGUGUCCCAUUUCUCUGCGACUGAUGAGAGACCCGGUGACUGCCGUCACUGGCAUCACGUACGACAGAGAGAGCAUCAAGCAUUGGCUUCUCGAUGGCAAGAACUCGACCUGCCCUGUCAUGAAGCAGCCGUUGACGAAGGACUCCGACCUGACCCCGAACCACACCCUCCGCAGGCUGAUCCAGUCGUGGUGUGAUGAGAAUGCCUCUCGGGGCAUCGACCGCCUUCCCAACCAGAGAACGCCCCUUGACAGGUCCUGCUUGCUUAAACUCAUCAGAGACAUCCGAUGCCAUCGAUCGGAGAUCGAGACCCUUAGACGCAUUGAUAUGCUUGCGGUAGAGAACGAGCGAAAUAGAAAUCUUAUGAUAGAGGUUGGGGUGCCCAAGGCUAUAAUAUCCUACGUUGCAAAUUGUUGCGACGAAAACCGGACCAUUGGUCUUGAGGAAGCUUUGCACAUACUAGUACUACUUCGAGUCCCAUCCGCACCCGGGAACCUACUCAUCGGCCAAAACGAUCGGAUCAUCAAAACGCUGACUUGGGUUUUAGGUUGUGAAGUAGACAAUUGCGUGGCAGUGAGAUCACACACGCUUAUAGUCCUCGAGAGGAUGUUCAAAGCGGCGAGCUCCUCAGUGCUAGAAAGAUUGAAAAGCGAGUUCUUCCAAACAAUCAUCCGUCUCCUAAGGAACGGCAUCACUCAACAGGCGGUAAAUGCGUCGCUCCAUAUAUUGCUAGACUCGUGCCCAUGGGUGAGAAACCGUGCCAUGAUGGUGGAGCACGGCGCCGUGUUCGAGCUCAUCGAGCUGGAACUAGGGUUCCCGGAGAAGAAAACCACUGAGCUAAUCCUGGGAGUCUUGUUCCACCUAUGCUCUUGUGCCGACGGGAGGGCUCAGUUCAUGGGCCACAGAUGCGGUAUCGCCGUGGUCUCGGAGAGGAUUCUGAACGUCUCGCAAUCCGCGGACGAGUGCGCCGUCUUCAUUCUUUCAAUGCUGAGCAAGUUUUCGGAUUCGAUGUUUGUUCGGGAGAUGCUAAUGGUCAGAGCUGUGUCGAAGCUUGGCUUGUUGUUACAAGCGGAUUGCGCGUACUUGAAAGACAAAGCUCGAGAGAUACUUAAGACGCACUUCGAUGAAUGGAGGAAGUGUCCUUGCAUAGAUGAUACGCUCUUCACUAGGGGUGCGAGGUGAGUGCACGAUUUCCCUUUUCCCAUUUUCUAUGGGAUUUUUGGGGCCAUUGGAGAGUGUAUGAAUAAACUAAAAAUGUGGUUUCUUUGUCACUCAAGUGUCGAUUUUGCGAAUAUGGGAGAAAAGCGUUGAUAUUUCUUGCAGUGUAUCAGCCGAGAAAAAUAAAAAUAAAUGACGAUCUUUUUCAUACUAGUUGCAACU